Molecule: messenger RNA, 6117 nt
Organism: Galeopterus variegatus (Sunda flying lemur)
Lineage: Eukaryota; Metazoa; Chordata; Mammalia; Dermoptera; Cynocephalidae
Gene: PTPN11
Product: protein tyrosine phosphatase, non-receptor type 11
Exons: 16
Coding region: 179-1960 (593 amino acids)
Biological process (GO): protein dephosphorylation
Molecular function (GO): protein tyrosine phosphatase activity
Source: RefSeq, a predicted model, not a curated record
GGGGCGGCUGCACAGUCUCCGGGAUCCCUAGUCCUGGAGGGGGGUCUGCGCGCGGCCGGCUGGCACUGCCCCCCGUCCGGUCCCGAGCAGGCCUCCCUCGGGCCAGCCCGAUGUGACCGGGCCCAGCGGAGCCUGAGCAAGGAGCGGGUCCGUCGCGGAGCCGGAGGUCGGGAGGAACAUGACAUCGCGGAGAUGGUUUCACCCAAAUAUCACUGGCGUGGAGGCAGAAAACCUACUGUUGACAAGAGGCGUUGAUGGAAGUUUUUUAGCAAGGCCCAGUAAAAGUAACCCUGGAGACUUCACACUUUCCGUUAGGAGAAAUGGAGCUGUCACCCACAUCAAGAUUCAGAACACUGGUGAUUACUAUGACCUGUAUGGAGGGGAGAAGUUUGCCACUUUGGCUGAGUUGGUCCAGUAUUACAUGGAACAUCACGGGCAAUUAAAAGAGAAGAAUGGAGAUGUUAUUGAACUCAAAUAUCCUCUGAAUUGUGCAGAUCCUACCUCUGAAAGGUGGUUUCAUGGACACCUCUCUGGGAAAGAAGCAGAGAAAUUACUAACUGAGAAAGGAAAACAUGGUAGCUUUCUUGUACGAGAGAGCCAGAGCCAUCCUGGAGAUUUUGUUCUCUCUGUGCGCACCGGUGAUGACAAAGGGGAGAGCAAUGAUGGCAAGUCUAAAGUGACCCAUGUCAUGAUUCGCUGUCAGGAACUGAAAUACGACGUUGGUGGAGGAGAACGGUUUGAUUCUUUGACAGAUCUUGUGGAGCAUUACAAGAAAAAUCCUAUGGUAGAAACAUUAGGCACAGUACUACAACUCAAGCAGCCCCUCAACACAACUCGUAUUAAUGCUGCUGAAAUAGAAAGCCGGGUUCGAGAACUAAGCAAAUUAGCUGAGACCACAGAUAAGGUCAAACAAGGCUUUUGGGAAGAAUUUGAGACACUACAACAACAGGAGUGCAAACUUCUCUACAGCCGAAAAGAAGGUCAGAGGCAAGAAAAUAAAAACAAAAAUAGAUAUAAAAACAUCCUGCCCUUUGAUCAUACCAGGGUUGUCCUACACGACGGUGAUCCCAAUGAGCCUGUUUCAGAUUACAUCAAUGCAAAUAUUAUCAUGCCUGAAUUUGAAACCAAGUGCAACAAUUCAAAGCCCAAAAAGAGUUAUAUUGCCACACAAGGCUGCCUGCAAAACACAGUGAAUGACUUUUGGCGGAUGGUGUUCCAAGAGAACUCCCGAGUGAUUGUCAUGACGACAAAAGAAGUGGAGAGAGGAAAGAGCAAAUGUGUCAAAUACUGGCCUGAUGAGUAUGCUCUAAAAGAAUACGGGGUCAUGCGUGUUAGGAACGUCAAAGAAAGUGCUGCUCAUGACUAUACGUUAAGAGAACUUAAACUUUCAAAGGUUGGACAAGGGAAUACGGAGAGAACGGUCUGGCAAUACCACUUUCGGACCUGGCCAGACCACGGAGUGCCCAGUGACCCUGGGGGUGUGCUGGACUUCCUGGAGGAGGUCCACCAUAAGCAGGAGAGCAUCAUGGACGCAGGGCCGGUUGUGGUCCACUGCAGUGCUGGAAUUGGCCGGACAGGGACAUUCAUUGUGAUUGAUAUUCUUAUUGACAUCAUCAGAGAGAAAGGUGUUGACUGCGACAUUGACGUGCCCAAAACCAUUCAGAUGGUGCGGUCUCAGAGGUCAGGGAUGGUCCAGACAGAAGCACAGUACCGAUUUAUCUACAUGGCUGUCCAGCAUUAUAUUGAAACACUACAGCGCAGGAUUGAAGAAGAGCAGAAAAGCAAGAGGAAAGGGCAUGAAUAUACAAAUAUUAAGUAUUCACUAGCGGACCAGACAAGUGGAGAUCAGAGUCCCCUCCCACCUUGUACCCCAACGCCAUCCUGUGCAGAAAUGAGAGAGGAUAAUGCUAGAGUCUAUGAAAAUGUGGGCUUGAUGCAGCAGCAGAAAAGUUUCAGAUGAGAAGACCCGCCAAAACUUCAGCACAGAAAUAGAUGUGAAACUUCACCCUCUCCCUAAAAAGAUCAAGAACAGAUGCAAGAACAUUUAUGUGAAGAAUUAAUUUGGAUUUGGAAGGCUUGCAUUGUGGUUGGCUACCUUUUGAUGAGCAAAAUUUGAAACUAUUUAAAGACCACUGUAUUUUAACUCAACAAUACCUGAUUUCCAAUUACUCAUUUCCUCAGAUAAGAAGAAAUCAUUUCUACAAUGUAGACAAAUGUUAUAUUUUAUAGAAUUUUGUUUUAAAUUGAGGAAGCAAUUGUGCUCUAUAUUUUGCAGAUUAUGGGUAUUCAAAUUAUAGUCAAGGAACUUUUGUUUGUUUUAAAUAACCUUAACCAAUUUAAUUUUUUUUCUCUUAGGAUGAUAGUGCACUUGUAAGAAGAAAUAUUUGGGAAAAUUAAGUAACAACCCUGGAGAAAUGAGAACAAUUUCAUUUAUCAUUGCUUAUCCAGUAGUGGAUAAUUCAUUUUGAUGGUUUUUUUUUUUUUUUUUUUUUUGGCUAAAUGAUCUUUAAGCCAGCGUCUGAGACUGUCAGAAGCUGACUGUCUACCUUUGCAUUGCCAUUAAAAUGUCAUGGAGAAAAAAUCAUGGAAAUUUAUGAAUUAGGAUAAGAGGUGUUUUCUUCUUAGCAGAUGACCAAUUACAUUCAGCUGUUGACUGAGAAGGUUAUGGUAGGAAAAUAUUUGCCAUAUUUUCUUUGUAUUUGAAUAAUUGUCUUAUAUUUAGAAAAAAGGCAUCUACUGAUGACCAGUGUUUUGGUUAUCAAAUGUUGCUGACAAACCACCCCAAAACAUUUUGGCCAAAAACAAUAACUCCCCCACUCCCAUCCCACUAUUUAAUAACUGGGCUCAGCUGAGCUGUUCUUCUGCUGGUCUUGCCGGUGGUCACUCAUGUGGUCGGCAGGUUGGCUGAGACACUGGGAUGGCUAGACUUCUCUCUCUGCAUGCAGUCUUCAGGGGUCUCUCCUCCACCACAUGGUCUCUCUGAGAGGCCUCACCAGCAGGAUAGCUAGACCUCUUACGUGGCAGCUCAGAGCUCUCAAGAGCUCAAAAGCAGAAGUAGCUAGGAUUUCUUAUGAUGUAAGCCUGGAACUGUUGCAGCCUCCCUUCUAUGGCCCUCUACUGAUUAAACAAGUCACAGGCCCAGCCCAGAUUCAAGAAGAGGGCAUAAAGUGGAGGUGCACUUCAUUGGUGGCCCCCAGUCUAACAGACUGUCACAACCAGUGCCAUGGAGAACCAACUAUCGUUAGCAAAAGUAGAAGCUGCUAGUGACUUUGGGAAGCUGAAGCUGCUUCUAGUAGCUGGUAUAAGCAGAUAGUCAGACUGAGAAAUAAAGAGGGGACCUUCAAGAAGCUUCCUGAACCAGUUCUGCCAGCUCCAAGCAUAUUUUCUGAACCAUUACUUGGGAAAACUGGUCACGUAAGGAUGGAUGUGUUUAGAGGCACAGAGCAUUUGAAAGCACAACCACCCCAUCAUUGUUGUAACCCCAGACUGUGGUGAAUGUGAUGCUUUCUUAAUACCACUGGUUUUUAGUCAGGCCUCACACCCAUAGAUGCAGUUAGGCUACAGUGAGAAGGAACAGUCCUAAGAAGGCCUCCCAUCAGAUUGAAUGAGCUCGUUUUUGUUUUAUCCAAGCAGUGAGAUUUGCUAGUGUUCUACCUUAAGUGCCUUCUCUAAAGACAUCCCUCUUUGCCUGUGUGUUGAAUCAUCAUUCAGUGAGUAUAUUUCAAUUAAAGUAUCAUUGGUUGACUUUUGUAAUGAUAAUAAAAUGCUAGGGCAACUUAGCAUUUUAUUUAUGAAAUCAUGUUCUCCUUACUCAGAUUCUCUUGCUUUGGCUUCUGAAAGGAAGGACUAGAUCCAGCCAUGGUAACAGUUCCUUUCUGUGGUCUUUUACCCCUUGAAACCCUGAGAUAGUUUGGGGAGCUCAGUGGCUGCCAUUUUCAUAGACAGAAUGUACAUUGACCCUCUUCCCCCAAUAUCCAUUGAACUUAGAAUUGCUUCAGAACACAGUUGUGACCUGAACAUAUUACUUAUUAGGGGAAUGUAAUGACUGCUCUCUUCUUGUCAAGCCUGUAAAGGAAGAGAUUCCAGUUCAUUAUUGGCAACAAGGAUCUUGUAUCCUGUUCUUUUUAUUACAUUGUCCCAUCGAAUUGUUCUCCAUUUUGAUUCGAUUUUGUGGUAAUAUUUUGACUCUGGACUUUGGGGACAAAUUCUUUCACCAGCAUACAAAGGUUUGAUUGUACAAAUAUAUCUGCUGCAUUAACGUCUCUGCCUGUAGCUUAAGAUCGGUUGUUUCUGCACUUGGGACAGAAAUACCUAAUGUUGGCUUGCUUUGUUACAGGACAUUGAUUUCGUUUAGAUUUCCCUCCACAACAUCAGCAAACUAUCAUGUUGUUAUGUAAACUUAUGCUAAGACAAAAUUUAUAAUAUGAGGGUACUUCAAAAAGUUCAUGGGAAGAUAUGUAUUAUCUUUCAAUUCUAUUUUUCCAUGAACUUUUUGAAGUAUCCUCGUAGUCCCUAGGUUGCUAAGGUUUGCGGUGUGUUUGGUAAAAGGUGAUUGCAGGUUCUCAGAUGAGGUUACUCUACAUGGGAUGGAGUCAGGCAGAGGGGCUGGAAGAUGUGGGGAGCUCAAGGUACAGGUUUAAAAAUAUAGUGGAAAUGAAAGUUCCAAAGAGGUGGUUUCUGAGGAAGUCAAAGGGCCCAGGGCCAGAGCCGUCAGUAAUAGGUGAAUCAAGGUACCUGGAAAACAGGUGUGAUAGUUACACACAUGCAGUCUACUUCUGGGUUGCUGGUAGACAUUAAAUAUGCACAAUAUCCCGUAGCUGGCUGAGUAUUUAAAAAUUGUAAGCAUAGGAUUUUAUAUUUGGGGUGAAGGAAUUAUCUGGCAUGUGGUAUUGGGGUUUUUAAAAAGCCAAGUUUCAGAGACUUAAUAGCUUUUUUCAAAAAAUUAAAAGGCACUUUCUGUUCGGUGCGUGGCCCUCCUGAAACUUAUGGUCAUCUCUCCCAUUGAAAUCAAUGACUUUUCAAAAUGGCUAAGUAGGGAUGAGAAAAUAUAGGUAGGACUGUUUUGGUGUCUGCAUUCUUUACAGAACCCAGUUGCUUUGGAACAGCCAAGAAAAUGGCUAAGAUUAUUUUUAGGGGUUAUUUUACUGGAGAUUUUAAGAACUAAUAUAAUGUCUUGGGUUAUUUCUAGGUCAGGGGAACGUGGAAAGAUAUGCAAUUGUGAAGUGUUUUGUUGUAGAUUAGUAAUCCAUAAAGGAAACUUAGACUGUAGACAUAAAUACAAACCCAGUACAGUUUUUUGUUUUCUGUAUGUUGUUGGGGGAAUAAAGUUUUAUAUAGCAAGCACAUGGCCUCCCUGAUUUCAAGACACCUUUUUAGGAUCUGUAUUAGCCCUUUUGUUGAAAUCUUUUUCCUUCUUACCCUUGAAAAAUAAGUUCCAAAAUAUAGUUUAUUGUAUCUUCCAUCACUAAAAAGUUUGUUCCUUUUUCACUAUGGGCAGUUCACACAAGGCAAAAGUAUUAAACAGUUGGUUUUAGUGUGUUGUAUAACUUUGCUGUAUAUCAAACUAAUUUUACAAGUUUUCAUCCUAAACCUCAAAUCAUGUAAUUAAUAAUUUGCCUGUUUAUUUAUGACUUAAUUGUGAUACUUUUAUUAAUAAAAGCUAAUGGAAAAGGAUCCUUUAUUAAGCUGAUGACUAGACCUACAAUUAAUUUUCCUGCAGUAUAUGAAGAAGUAUUGUACCAGAGUAUUAAAAGUUAUGUAAUAUUUUAUUGAUAAAUCUAUCCUUUAAAAGGAAUACGUUUUAGGAUGUCAUCAUUUUGAUGUGAAUCAUGUAAAUGUUGAUAAUAUGCUGUUUAUUAUACAUUUAGUGUUUCAAGAGAUUCACUUAAUUGCCUUUUUGCCCACGUGUAUUAUGUAGUCUAUUUACAAUUGUUUUUAAAAAUGACAUUAAAUAAUAGUUUAUGUAGAGAAACAUUAGUGGAUAUUGUCUCCCCACCUGUAUUUAUGGGUGUUAGUUCAACUGCUUUGCUAGUUGCAAAGCUGUAUUAUCAGAGUAAAAGUGUAUUUGUAAACUGUAUGGGAACUAAAAAUUAGGAAUAAAACCAUUUUCUUAUAUUA